Pseudomassariella vexata is the source of this 930-nucleotide messenger RNA. RefSeq names its product mitochondrial resolvase Ydc2. Gene Ontology annotation, molecular function: crossed form four-way junction DNA binding; Y-form DNA binding; DNA endonuclease activity. The record is from RefSeq and is a predicted model, not a curated record. Gene Ontology annotation, cellular component: mitochondrion. The transcript has a single exon. Lineage: Eukaryota; Fungi; Ascomycota; Sordariomycetes; Amphisphaeriales; Pseudomassariaceae. Bases 1 to 930 code for a protein of 309 amino acids.
AUGGCCCUCCGCCUUCCUCCAUUGAAACAAGCCCAGCUCAAAACGCUCGCCUUAGCUUGUGGGCUACCCUUAACCGGAACCAAGGGAGUGCUCAUCGACUACUUAUUGCAAGCUUGUGAAAGGCAAGCCCACGACAAGGAACAUUCAAUACUCAACAAGCGCGUCCUGUCCAUCGACCUUGGACUCCGUAACUUGGCCUUCAGCCUGUUGCACCCACUUGACCAGACCUCCAGUGCAGAAAUCAAGAAGAAUGGGUACGAUUUCCGACGGCCGCCGCGUGCGCAGCUCGAGACUUGGUCUCGAUUCUCCAUAGUACCGGCCCAGCUAGCGACACCGCUGGAAACGAAGAACUAUGAUGCGUGGAGUCCAGCCAAGCUGUCCCAGCUAACGUUCGGCCUUGUGAAGGAUCAGCUGCUGACGCUGAAGCCCACCCAUAUUUUGAUUGAGCGGCAAAGGUUUCGCAGUGGUAGCAUGGCCGCGGUCCAAGAGUGGACGCUACGUGUGAAUACCCUCGAGGCCAUGAUGCAUGCCGUGCUGAGGACGCUUUACGAGGAAAAGCUCUGGACCGGGGAGGUUCUGUCGAUCCCACCGGCACGAGUGGGACCGUUCUGGCUCAGUGAUGAAGGACAGGGGGAGAAACCCGUUUCCAAGAAGAGCACUAAAGUUCGAAACAAACAGGCCAAGAUUGAUCUUGUCGGAAAGUGGCUGGAGCAAGAGGACAUCAAGGUGAUGGAAGGUGCGCGUUCUACCAGCCGUGGAUUUAUGAAUCGCUGGCUCAACAACCCCAUUGAGCUUGGGAUGGAUGAGAAGUUAGACAAGCUGGACGAUCUCGCCGACUGCCUCUUGCAGGGCCUGGCAUGGAUCAAAUGGGAACAAAACAGGCUCGUUUUGACCAGCCAUGGACCAAUUGUCCUUCUCAACCAAAUGUGA